AGUCUAAUGGCAGAGUCAAAAGGCUAAUUAAUUGGAUGUCGCUAAUUAGCGAGCGCUUUUCGACUCUGACUAUGACCAAUUCGGUGCACACACUAAAGUUUCGACCAUCCUAAUUGAGUACGGGGAACCGAGUGAUGGGCCAUUGAAAUUUCCAAGGGAAUUUCCGACUUUGAAAAUUCACCUAACCUCUUUCUUCUCUUUUGGUUUUAACGGAUUCGUUUCUGUUCAAUUAUAAGGAGUAUACUGUUGUUCCUUAUUUUUCAUAGACUUUCAGUUCAUUAAAUAAUUUAAUUAGAAAUAUGUGUGACGUUGUAUUAGGUUCUCAAUGGGGGGAUGAAGGUAAAGGUAAAUUAGUAGAUUUAUUAUGUGAUGAUAUUGAUGUAUGUGCUAGAUGUCAAGGUGGUAAUAAUGCUGGUCAUACUAUUGUGGUAGGAGAUACUAAAUAUGAUUUUCAUAUGUUACCUUCUGGAUUAGUUAAUCCAAAAUGUCUUAAUUUAGUUGGAUCAGGUGUAGUAGUUCAUGUUCCAUCAUUCUUUCAAGAAUUAGAAAAUUUAGAAAAGAAAGGUUUGAACUGUAGAGAUAGAUUAUUUAUAAGUUCUCGUGCUCAUUUAGUUUUUGAUUUCCAUCAAAGAACUGAUAAGUUAAAGGAAGCUGAAUUAUCUGUUAAUAAAACUGCUAUUGGAACUACUGGUAAAGGUAUUGGACCAACUUAUUCAACUAAAGCUUCAAGAUCAGGUAUAAGAGUUCAUCAUUUAGUUAAUGAAGAUGAUGAAUCUUGGGAAGAAUUUAAAACCAGAUAUCAUAGAUUAGUAGAUACUAGAUUAAAAAGAUAUGGUGAAUUUGAUUAUGAUACUGAAGAAGAAUUAAAGAGAUAUGAAACAUAUCGUGAACAAUUAAGACCAUUUGUGGUUGAUUCAAUUGAAUUUAUGCAUGAUGCUAUUGCUCAAAAUAAGAAAAUCUUAGUUGAAGGUGCUAAUGCUUUAAUGUUAGAUAUUGAUUUUGGAACUUAUCCUUAUGUUACUUCUUCAUCAACUGGUAUUGGUGGAGUUUUAACUGGAUUAGGUGUUCCACCAAAAACCAUUAAUAAUAUUUAUGGUGUUGUAAAGGCUUAUACUACUAGAGUUGGAGAAGGUCCAUUCCCAACUGAACAAUUAAAUGCUGAUGGUGAAGCUUUACAAACUAUUGGAGCUGAAUAUGGUGUAACUACUGGUAGAAAGAGAAGAUGUGGAUGGUUAGAUUUAGUUGUAUUGAAAUAUUCUACAUUAAUUAAUGGUUAUACUUCAUUAAACAUUACUAAAUUAGAUGUUUUAGAUACUUUUAAAGAAAUCAAAGUGGGUGUUGCUUAUAAAUUAAAUGGUAAAUCAUUAACUUCAUUCCCAGAAGAUUUAAUAAAAUUAGGUAAAGUUGAAGUUGAAUAUGUUACUUUACCAGGAUGGGAAGCUGAUAUUACUAAGAUUAAGUCUUAUGAAGAUUUACCUGAAAAUGCAAAGAAAUAUCUUCAAUUUAUUGAAGAAUUUGUUAAAGUACCAAUUCAAUGGGUUGGUACUGGUCCAGCUCGUGAUUCUAUGUUGGUUAAAGAAAUCUAAUUAACUAAAAACUAUUUUAAAAAAUAUCUCGUUCGUUUCUACAUUUGCACUUUGUCUUUUCAUAUGUCCUCUUAUAUCUGAAUAUAUAUACAUAGACGUUACUUUAGUGUUAAUAUUAUUAUUAUUAUACACCUGUUAAAAAGCUCU
Scheffersomyces amazonensis is the source of this 1733-nucleotide messenger RNA. It is a transcript of the gene ADE12, whose product is annotated as adenylosuccinate synthase. The coding region runs from base 300 to 1586 and encodes 428 amino acids. The transcript has a single exon. The record is from RefSeq and is a predicted model, not a curated record. Gene Ontology annotation, molecular function: adenylosuccinate synthase activity; GTP binding. NCBI's taxonomy places the organism in Eukaryota, Fungi, Ascomycota, Pichiomycetes, Serinales, Debaryomycetaceae. Gene Ontology annotation, cellular component: cytoplasm. Gene Ontology annotation, biological process: IMP metabolic process; 'de novo' AMP biosynthetic process.